This is a messenger RNA of Hippocampus zosterae (dwarf seahorse), 2570 nucleotides long. It is a transcript of the gene tmem87a, whose product is annotated as Transmembrane protein 87A-like. Lineage: Eukaryota; Metazoa; Chordata; Actinopteri; Syngnathiformes; Syngnathidae. The record is from RefSeq and is a predicted model, not a curated record. The transcript has 21 exons. Gene Ontology annotation, biological process: retrograde transport, endosome to Golgi. Gene Ontology annotation, cellular component: Golgi apparatus; membrane. Bases 321 to 2198 code for a protein of 625 amino acids.
AGCGUUCGGGACAAGUGCGCCAGCAUGAUUUCAGUGUGACUGUUUUUGUGCUCUUUACUGUCUUCUUGAAGAAUUGGUUGUUUUUAUCCUUUGUUAUUGUCCGACUUCUUUUUUGCUCCACGCAGAGCGGUGCUCGAUGAAUACAGCCGAGUUGAGAUGGGACUUGUUUAUAUUUCUAAACGUGAGAAAUAAUUUGAAAACAGAAUCUAAUUCUUCGCUUUUUCGCGAUUAGAUUCCACGUGUUCUGAGUUCGUAAACCAAAUUUGGGAAAAAAAUACAAUCUCGAGUGGCGAGGGCGAGUGACGUAAUAUUGUCUUUCGAUGACGUUUACGGAACCAGGAAGUGGCGGUCUCCAACGAGUCGGGCCACUUUUCCAGCUCGUUCCUGUGAUGGUGGUCUCUGCGGGUCUCGAGCGGACUCGGUCGACGCUGUGGACCGGGACGGUCCUCCUUUUGGUGCUGUCCGGCCUCCACGGACCGAGUUGUGUGGUGUCGGAACCGGGCAAAUGGACACUGGACGUGGACAGCGACACUUUGAAGACUCAGGACAUGUUCGUCUUUGCUAAAACUCUCUUCAACAACAGCUUCAUCCAUCUUAAAUUGGCCAGCUGCGACUCCUCUUCCCCAGUGCACUUGAACGUGUCGUGGUACCUGAGGAGUUCUCGCUGCUACGAUGAGGUCUUCGGCCUCGACGUGAUGCGAGCGAAUCUGUACUUCAAGUCCACCGCGGUGAAUCCGGGAGGAGGAAGUGGUUUCUACGUCUUCCACCAGUACCCUCCCAUCUCCUGCCAUCCACGUGUCGACCCCAACAUUUUUGGCCUGGAUGCCUUUGACGUGCAAACGCGACUGACGGAAUUGCAGGCCAACACGGAGAAGACCCCCGGCAGGAGGCGCAGGGAGGCGGAGCUUCCGAAACCAAAGUCGGCUGCCGGUGAAGCGGCGGCGGACGAGGACGAGGAGAAGAAGACCACGGCGACCUCCGAAGGCCAUGCCGGCGCUCCUCCCAAACAGGUCGCCGCACACCCUCACUUCGACGCGGUGGCCCAGAGCUGGGCGGACGGUCCGUACAUGUUUCUGCUCAGCGUCCAAGAGGUCAAAGACCAGAAGCGGGCCCCCGAGCCGGCCCGCUGGAACCUGCGCCUUGACGUGAGCAUGAAAGGCCCCCACGACUACAUCUCGGCCACGGAAUGGCCGCUCAUGCUGUUCUACAUGGCCAUGUGCAUCGUUUACGUGCUGCUGGCGCUCUUGUGGCUUGCGCUGUCGGCGUGCUACUGGAGGGACCUGCUCAGGAUCCAGUUCUGGAUCGGAGGCGUCAUCUUCCUGGGGAUGCUGGAGAAGGCCGUUUACUACGCCGAAUUUCAGAGCAUCAGAUACGACGGCUUGUCAGUGCGCGGGGCGGCGGCGUUGGCCGAGGUCCUGUCGGCCGUCAAGAGGACGCUGGCCCGCGUCUUGGUCAUCAUCGCCAGCCUGGGAUACGGCAUCGUCAAGCCCAGGCUGGGCGCCUUGCUGCACCGCGUGGUGGGCGUCGGCCUGCUCUACCUCACCUUCUCGGCGGCGGAGGGCCUCCUGCGCAUCAACGCCGAUCGCGGCGACAACGCCGGCAGUGUUCUUCUGUGCGACGUGGUGCUGGCCUUCACCGAUUCCUGCGUCAUCUGGUGGAUCUUUGUGAGUCUGGCUCAGACCAUGAAGCUGCUCCGACUGCGCCGCAACCUGGUCAAGCUGUCGCUCUACAGACACUUCACCAACACGCUGCUCUUCGCCGUCAUCGCGUCGGUCAUCUUCAUCGUUUGGACCACAAAGACCUUCAAGAUGGCCAAAUGUCAGUCUGACUGGCGCGAGCUUUGGAUCGAUGAUGCUUUCUGGCGUUUCCUGUUCUCCGCCAUCCUGCUGGUCAUCAUGUUCCUCUGGCGACCUUCGGCCAAUAACCAGAGGUACGCCUUCCGCCCUCUGGUGGACGAUGAGGAGAGUGACGAAGAGGAGGAGGAGGAGCUCAUGGUGAACGAAGCUUUCGAGGGCAUGAAGAUGAGGGGCGUGAAGAACGAGACCAACGGGGCCGCCAGAGCCAACAAAGUGGAUGAAGAUCUGAAGUGGGUGGAGGAGAACAUCCCCUCGUCCAUGGCCGACGUCGCCCUGCCGCCCCUGCUCGACUCGGACGAGGAGACCAAGACGACCAUGUUUGAGAUGUCCAAGAUGGAGUGACGUCCUUUGAGGCGGGGAAGGGACGCGGCGGGGCGAGGCCCGAGCCACCUCCGGGGCACCCGAGCCCGACUCGAUGAGCUUCCUUCGGGCAAACGCUCAACCGCGGCCGCUUUGCUGUUUUUCUCGGAGCCAAGGCUGCUUUUUGUAUUUAUGUACAGACGCGCGGCGACGGAUGCGACGCAUGACUUUUGCUCGCCCCUUCAAUGUACCGAUGCCGGGUUGUGUACACCGUUGCCGUGGCAGCGCUGCCCAAACACAGUGUGGGGGCGGGUCUCUUGGUGGACUUUUGGGUUCGGUCUCUUGUGUUGGGACUGCUGAAGAUCAUUUUUCACCGCUUUUCAUGUCAUGUGACUAAAAUAGCUUUGAAAAGUC